Aspergillus versicolor CBS 583.65 is the source of this 2499-nucleotide messenger RNA. Its product is annotated as FGGY-family carbohydrate kinase. The coding region runs from base 370 to 2208 and encodes 612 amino acids. The record is from RefSeq and is a predicted model, not a curated record. Gene Ontology annotation, biological process: carbohydrate metabolic process. The transcript is spliced from 3 exons. NCBI's taxonomy places the organism in Eukaryota, Fungi, Ascomycota, Eurotiomycetes, Eurotiales, Aspergillaceae. Gene Ontology annotation, molecular function: phosphotransferase activity, alcohol group as acceptor; kinase activity.
AUCAAUAUGAAUACUUGGCCAUGAACACCCGCUUCUUUUGGCGAAUAAUGGUUUUCUAGGUGUGGUUCUUUGUGUCCUCGCAAUCAAAUAGUGAAUCUCGAUAGGCUUGCUGCGCCCAACUGUCUAUUUGGAACGGUACCUUACUGCGUAAACACAGCUGCCCCUCCUCCCGGCCAGGUUUCUCAAAGGCCUUCUUCGAUUGUUUUGUCCUCCCUCUAUAGAGCCCUUGAAUUACUUCUUUCUAUCGUUGGGCCUCUGGAAGGUCCAUGAAUUGCUUGCUUGACCUGCAACUAAUUACAUUACUAGCUUCGGCAAGUUUUCUAGGUAAAUUAAAUUGAACCAGCUGCAGGCUCCACUUAUUGUUUGACCAUGGCUUCUGUCGUCGUUCCCUUUCAUCGACCUAUCCACAAAACAUCCAGGCAAGCCUCAAGAGAUAUGCGGGACGAUAUCCUCCUUCACAUCGAUCAUUUUAUCGGAAUCGAUGUCGGGACAGGUAGCGCCCGCGCCUGUAUUAUAGACGCGAAGGGAAAGAUUGUUGGAUUGGCCUCUGAAAAUAUUGGCCUUUGGCAGCCCCAGAUUGGUUACUAUGAACAAUCUACAAGUGAUAUCUGGCGCUGCAUCUGUGUUGCAACUCAGCGCGCUAUCCGCCAGCAUAACAUUGACCCCGAAACUGUGCGCGGGAUCGGGUUUGACGCAACCUGUUCCUUGGCCGUCCUCUCUAAUGCAACCGACGAACCAGUAUCCGUGACGGGACCUAAUUUCGACAGUGACCGCAACGUUAUCCUUUGGCUUGAUCACAGGCCUAUUACAGAAACUGAAAAAAUCAACGCGACCAACCAUAGCCUACUGCGAUAUGUUGGGGGGAAGAUGUCCAUUGAGAUGGAGAUCCCGAAGGUCAUGUGGUUGAAAAAUAACAUGCCCAAGGAGCUCUUCGAUGGCUGCAAAUUUUACGAUUUGGCCGAUGCCUUGACGCACAUCGCCACUGGUAAUGAAAAGCGAAGCUACAGUAGUGUGGCUUGCAAACGGGGGUAUGUCCCCGUUGGCGUGGAUGGCACCGUGAAAGGCUGGCAAGAAGACUUUUUGACCCAAAUUGGUCUGCAUGACCUGAUAGAGGAUAAUUUCAAGCGUAUGGGUGGCGUCGACGAGGUUAAUGGAGACUAUCUUAGUGCGGGCGAGCUAGUUGGUACCUUGUGUGACAAAGCAGCUUCAGAAUUGGGGUUACCUGCUGGAAUAGCCAUCGGUGGCGGCGUUAUCGACGCCUAUGCUGGUUGGAUUGGCACUGUUGGCGCCAAAGUUGAGCUUGAGUCUCAACAACUGACCUCGGACGUUGCUAGAAAUGACAAAACACAAAUAUUCUCGCGCCUAGCGGCUGUUGCUGGAACUUCAACAUGCCAUCUUGCCAUGUCGCCCAAUCCUGUUUUUGUCCCGGGGGUUUGGGGUCCGUACAGUGACACCAUCAUUCCCGGAUACUGGAUGGUCGAGGGCGGACAGUCUGCUACCGGAGAGCUACUUAAACAUGUCAUUGAGACGCACCCGGCCUUUAACCAAGCGGUCUCAGCUGCAGAAUCCCACAACGCUAGCAUUUAUGAAUAUCUCAAUGAACAUCUAAGGGAGAUGAAGAAUGAACAAAAUGCACCGAGCAUCUCUUACCUCGCGCGCCAUUUCUUCUUCUACGGUGAUCUAUGGGGAAACCGCUCCCCGAUUGCCGAUUCCAGAAUGGUAGGCUCCGUUAUUGGCCUCUCUAGGGACCAAUCAGUGGAAAACCUCACCAUAUACUACUAUGCCACUCUAGAAUUCAUCGCGUUGCAGACCAGGCAGAUUGUCGAGACAUUGAAUAAAUCGGGCCACAGCAUCACUUCUAUCUUUAUGUCAGGAUCUCAAUGUCAAAAUGAUAUUCUUGUUAAACUCAUUGCAUCGGCAUGCAGUAUGCCUGUUCUAAUUCCACGGUAUAUCCAUGCUGCUGUCUGCCACGGUGCAGCAAUGCUCGGAGCCAAGGCGGCCAGUGCCGACCCCGAAGGCAGAACAGAGGAAUUAUGGAAUAUCAUGGAUCGAAUGAGUAAGCCAGGAAGAAAGGUCAUACCAACUGAUGACGCGAACGAAAAGGCCCUACUCGAGGUUAAGUAUAAGGUCUUCCUCGAGCAGUGCCACAAGCAACAAGCAUAUCGAGCCCUUGUCGAUAAAGCCGUAAGUUCGUGGGGAACUGUUUAGGAUUUAACGCACAGUAAUGCAUUUCGUUCAGUUGCCCUAGAUGUUAGAUGAUUUGGGGGGGGGGGAUUCUGGUUUCGUUAUGUCUGUGGACAUGGCCUCAAAAUACAUUUUUCUCGAGAUGCUAUUAAUACAAAAGCCCUUUCUACACGGAUUAUAGGCGCUUUAUAUGUUCGAAGUAACAAGCGCAAAAAAGAAGAAGAAGAAGAAGCAAAAAAAAAGGCGGGAGGGUUUAUAUUCGAUUAACUAGGUAGGACGCGUGAAGAAACAUAAAUAUCCAUAGUUAGCGUAAAG